This is a messenger RNA of Vigna umbellata (rice bean), 1047 nucleotides long. Lineage: Eukaryota; Viridiplantae; Streptophyta; Magnoliopsida; Fabales; Fabaceae. The record is from RefSeq and is a predicted model, not a curated record.
UCUUCCUCUUUGUCGCCAUUUCCUUUAGGAAAAUGUGAAUACGAAACUCAUGCGCUUUCUUUCUCUCUCUUCUUCUACAUUCUGGUUCUCAAUCCUCCAUUAUCAUCUUAGCCUCUAUGUGUUAUUAUGCUUCUUUUCAUCAUGAAUCCAACCCUAUGUACCUAUAGUUUUUUCCCUUUCUUCUGAUAUAAAUUAAUAAAUCUUCCACAUUGUAAAUAAUAUAUAUGAUGAUGAAUCUUCCUAACCAGACAAGGAAGGUUCCUUUUGUAACAUUUGUUGUAUUAAUAAGCUUCAUUGUGGGGCCAAAGCUAGUUUUUGGUCAGAGUAGUGACGGAGAAGGAGGUGGUGGUGGUGGCGGUGGCGCUCUUGAGAUAUUAGCCCAAGAUGUAUAUAGUGGCAUGGCCAAUUAUACAUCUGUGUUCAAGAAAGUAAUAAAACAACAGUUGGGUUAUUGCGUAGUUGAUGUGGACGCUGAUUGGAAUGGGGCAUUCAAUUUCAGCAAAGAUCUUACCUUUUUGACCAUCUGUGCCCAGCAAAUGAGAGGAGAUAUUACACAACGCAUGUGCACAGAAGCAGAAAUACUAGCUUAUGGCCAAAGUUUUGCUGGUGGGAAGUCAAGAUCCAACUUCUUGAAGCCCAACAUAAAUUGUAAUUUGACCUCAUGGGUUAAUGGUUGUGAACCCGGAUGGGGGUGUAAAGCUAAUCAAAAAGUAGACAUUGACAGUACCAAGAAAGAUAUCCCUGUUAGAUCUUUAGAUUGCCUACCUUGUUGUGAAGGGUUCUUUUGCCCUCGUGGUCUCACUUGCAUGAUACGUAAGCAUUUAUGUUCAUACAGCAACAUCAUACCAUUAGUCAUUGCUUUUAUUUAUCUAUCUGCUAUUGGCCUUGUCCACUAAUGUGAUAUACACUCUGAUAGGUUCAAACCAAAGAAUAUUGUAUAUAAGUAGUAAUGUGAAUGUGUUUGGAUGUUCUAAUUUCAUUCAUUUGUUGCGUAUUUUUGGUUUACUACUGAAGCUUGCCCAUUGGGGUCUUAUUGUCCUCUUGGAC